This is a messenger RNA of Vespa crabro (European hornet), 23396 nucleotides long. RefSeq names its product ankyrin-3-like. The record is from RefSeq and is a predicted model, not a curated record. The coding region runs from base 506 to 20986 and encodes 6826 amino acids. Gene Ontology annotation, biological process: regulation of cardiac muscle contraction; lipoprotein metabolic process; lipid transport. Gene Ontology annotation, molecular function: lipid binding; protein binding. Gene Ontology annotation, cellular component: extracellular region; T-tubule. NCBI's taxonomy places the organism in Eukaryota, Metazoa, Arthropoda, Insecta, Hymenoptera, Vespidae. The transcript has 38 exons.
GCGCGGUCCACAGUUGCACAAUUACGAAGCCGAUCAAAAGCGUACGGAGUUUCCAGGAGGGCGGUCGUGUUACAAUCAUAAAGAAAGAAAGAAAGAGAGAGAGAAAGAAAGAGAGAGAAAGAGAGAGAGAGAGAACCUUUCUUCCCCCACGGUUAAUAUAAAAAUUUCUCGAUACGUACGGGUCCUGGAUUUCAACGCGCAUCACAAGAGAAACGUUAUUCAUUGUAUAGAAUAAUGGCGCGCCGUGUGAUUUGACAGUGCAGGAACACUUGAAUGGGAAAAGUGCCUCGAUAUUUUGUGAAAAUAUCCGGAUUUUGAAUAGUGGAGAGAGAUAGAAGAAAUUAAUUCUUUACGAUACGAAAAAGGACUGACGAAAAGGACGAAAAGGACGAAAACGAAGACGAAGACGACGGAGUGCGAGAGAGAAAAAGAGAAAGAGAGAAAAAGAAAAUAGAAAAAGAGGAAGAAAGAACAGAAGAGAUAGCUCGUGGACGAGCUCGAAGAAAUGACGGGGGAGGAGGGAAAGGGUGGCGGUGGCGCCGUUGGAAAUACGAACGUUAACGCGACUGACAAUGUGAAUAAUGUUAAUGCUAACAUCAAUGCGAAUGUCAAUGUCAAUAUUAAUGCAAACACGAACGUCGUUCACCAAAAUGGCGGAACGGAGAAGGCGCCGGUCGUCGGUGGUACUAACGUUGAGACAUUGCCGCGUGCUGGAAAACAGAGUGAUCCAAGCACGUCAUUUUUGAGAGCAGCUCGCGCGGGUCAGCUCGAGAAGGUUUUGGAGUAUCUUGAAUCGGGCGUGGACAUAAACGCAUCAAAUGCUAAUGGACUGAAUGCUUUGCACCUGGCAGCUAAGGAUGGUCACUUGGAAAUUGUACGAGAACUUCUUAGUCGUGGCGCAGUAGUUGAUGCUGCUACUAAAAAGGGAAACACCGCAUUGCACAUUGCUUCUCUUGCUGGACAAGAGGAGGUUGUACAAUUGCUUGUCCAACAAGGUGCUUCUGUGAACGCACAGUCACAAAAUGGGUUCACACCGCUCUAUAUGGCUGCUCAGGAGAAUCACGACUCUGUGGUCAAGUACCUCCUCAGUAAGGGUGCCAACCAAACCCUCACUACAGAGGACGGAUUCACUCCAUUGGCGGUGGCCAUGCAACAGGGUCAUGAUAAAGUAGUAGCCGUUCUAUUGGAAAAUGAUACUCGCGGUAAAGUUCGAUUACCUGCCCUCCACAUCGCUGCUAAGAAGGAUGAUUGUAAUGCGGCUGCCCUACUUUUGCAAAAUGAUCAUAAUCCGGACGUAACUUCGAAAAGCGGUUUCACACCACUUCACAUAGCCGCACAUUAUGGCAACGAUCGAAUUGCUUCCUUACUUUAUGAUAGAGGUGCGGAUGUAAAUUUUGCUGCUAAACACAAUAUUACGCCGAUUCAUGUAGCUGCAAAAUGGGGAAAAAUUAAAAUGGUAAAUCUUCUUAUGAGUAAAGGAGCAAAUAUCGAAGCAAAAACGAGAGAUGGCCUUACUCCUCUUCAUUGUGCAGCAAGAUCAGGUCAUCAUGAGGUUGUUGAUAUACUUAUUGAAAGAGGAGCACCUAUUGGCUCUAAAACAAAGAAUGGUCUUGCACCAUUACACAUGGCUGCUCAAGGGGAUCAUGUAGAUGCCGCAAGAGUUCUACUUUAUCAUCGUGCACCUGUGGAUGAAGUAACAGUGGACUAUUUGACAGCAUUGCAUGUGGCAGCUCAUUGUGGUCACGUAAGGGUGGCCAAACUUUUACUCGAUAGAAAUGCAGAUCCUAAUGCACGCGCACUCAAUGGUUUCACACCUCUACACAUUGCGUGUAAGAAGAACAGAAUUAAAGUAGUUGAACUUCUCUUAAAACACAAAGCUAGUAUCGAAGCUACUACGGAGUCCGGAUUAACUCCGCUGCAUGUAGCAAGUUUUAUGGGAUGUAUGAACAUCGUCAUUUACUUGCUGCAACACGAAGCUAGUCCAGACAUACCGACAGUAAGAGGCGAGACGCCGUUACAUUUAGCUGCUAGAGCAAACCAGACUGAUAUUAUCAGAAUACUUCUUAGGAACGGUGCUCAAGUUGAUGCUAGAGCAAGAGAGGAGCAAACGCCGCUUCACGUUGCUUCCCGCUUAGGCAAUGUUGACAUUGUAAUGUUGCUAUUACAACACGGUGCUGGAGUUGAUGCCACAACGAAAGAUUUAUAUACUCCACUUCAUAUCGCGGCUAAAGAAGGUCAAGAAGAGGUUGCUUCAGUUUUAUUAGAAAAUGGGGCAUCACUUACUGCUACGACUAAAAAGGGUUUUACACCUUUGCAUUUGGCAGCUAAAUAUGGCAAUAUGAAUGUAGCGAGGUUGUUACUACAGAAAAAUGCACCAGUUGAUGCUCAAGGAAAGAACGGAGUAACUCCUCUUCAUGUAGCAUCGCAUUAUGACCAUCAGAAUGUAGCAUUACUUCUAUUAGAUAAGGGUGCUUCGCCACAUGCUAUGGCUAAAAAUGGCCACACGCCUUUACAUAUUGCAGCACGAAAAAAUCAGAUGGACAUUGCAACCACAUUAUUGGAAUAUGGCGCAAAAGCGAAUGCAGAAUCAAAAGCAGGAUUUACACCACUACAUUUAAGUGCACAAGAAGGACAUACUGAUAUGUCAACUUUGCUUAUUGAACACAAGGCAGACACAAAUCAUAAAGCGAAGAAUGGUCUUACGCCGUUACACUUAUGCGCACAAGAGGAUAAAGUCAAUGUUGCUUCUAUUCUCGUAAAGAAUGGUGCACAGAUUGAUGUUAAAACAAAGGCUGGUUACACACCAUUGCACGUUGCAGCUCAUUUUGGUCAGGCAGCAAUGGUACGAUUCCUUUUGCGCUCUGGUGCAACUGUUGAUAACAAUACCAAUGCUGGUUAUACGCCGUUACAUCAAGCUGCACAGCAGGGCCACACGCUGGUUAUUAAUUUACUGUUAGAAAGUAAAGCUAAGCCAAAUGCUGUAACCAAUAAUGGACAAACUGCUUUGGAUAUUGCACAAAAACUUGGCUAUAUCAGUGUUAUCGAAACUCUAAAGGUUGUAACAGAAACUAUUAUUACCACGACACAUACUAUCACUAUUGAAGAGAAAUAUAGAGUACAAGCACCUGAAUCUAUGCAAGAAACAUUCAUGAGCGACAGUGAAGAUGAAGGUGGUGGUGAUGAAAUCGGCAUAGCAGCUAUGAAUGUGUACGGGCAGCCUCCACACGCGCAACACGUGUAUCUUCCUUCUUACUACCAGGGCCAAAUGACCUAUACCCGUGAAGAUCCAAUGCUCAGCGACCAACAUCAAUACCGUUACAUGACUGUUGAUGAUAUGAAAUCUAUGGGAGACGAUUCCAUGCGUGUCAAUGUGACGGAUGAUGAGAGAGAUAAUCGACAUGCUGGAGCUCCUACAAUAACAGAAAUGAUCACCAAGGAAAAUUGUCAACGUUCAAAUGCCGCAAUUCUCAAGCCGGACAAUAUAGAUAUCAAUAGGCAUCCAGUUCACGUUGGAAUCCCACAAUGGAGAAACUUCCUGGUUUCUUUCCUGGUCGACGCACGGGGUGGUGCGAUGCGGGGAUGUAGACACAGUGGAGUUCGGGUUAUCGUGCCUCCUCGUAAAGCGGCGAUGCCGAUGCGAGUAACUUGCAGGUACCUAAGGAGAGAUAAAUUGACCAAUCCGCCUCCUUUAAUGGAAGGCGAGGCUUUAGCUAGUCGUAUUUUGGAGCUUGGACCAGUUGGUGCUAAAUUUUUAGGACCCGUUAUCAUAGAGGUGCCACAUUUUGCAUCAUUAAGAGGAAAGGAACGAGAAAUAGUUAUCUUACGUUCCGAUAAUGGAGAAACUUGGCGCGAACACACCCUGGAGGCUAGCGAGGAAGCUGUACAGGAUGUUCUUAAUGAGAGCUUUGAAGGAGAAGAAUUAAGCCAGCUAGAAGAUCUCCAAACGUCACGCAUCGUAAGGAUACUUACCGCAGAUUUUCCCCAUUAUUUCGCGGUUGUCUCUCGCAUAAGGCAAGAAGUACAUGCAGUUGGACCGGAAGGUGGUACUGUAUCUUCAUCAGCUGUUCCUCAGGUUCAAGCUGUCUUCCCACCUGCAGCUUUGACCAAAAAGAUUAGGGUUGGCUUACAGGCCCAUCCUAUACCAGCUGAAUUAGUAGCAAAACUACUAGGUAAUCGAGUCGCAGUAUCGCCCAUAGUUACGGUAGAACCACGACGGCGAAAGUUCCAUAAGCCCAUAACUUUGACUAUACCAGUACCACAAGCAGCUAAUAAAGGCAUGAUUAACCAGUACUCGGGGGAUGCACCGACUUUAAGGCUCCUGUGCAGCAUAACUGGAAUAUCGAUACUGAAGGGUCGAGGAAGAUCUCGUCUAUCGAGUCGUUCAGGGGGUCAGUCUCGGGCAGUCUGGGAGGAUGUCACAGGUUCUACACCAUUAACUUUCGUCAAGGAUUGUGUCUCUUUCACUACCACGGUAUCUGCUCGUUUUUGGCUAAUGGACUGUCGAAAUAUUUCGGAAGCGACAAAAAUGGCAACAGAAUUAUAUACCCACGCUACCCAUGUACCAUUUAUGGCUAAAUUUGUAGUCUUCGCGAAACGUAUAGAUCCUUUGGAGGCCAGGAUACGCGUAUUUUGUAUGACUGAUGAUAAAGAGGAUAAAACUCUUGAACAUCAAGAGCAUUUUACAGAAGUUGCGAAGAGUAGAGAUGUUGAAGUGUUAGAAGGUAAAACUCAAUACAUGGAAUUUACGGGUAAUCUUAUACCAGUAUUAAAAAGCGGCGAACAGCUUCAAUUACCAUUCAGAGCAUUUAAAGAAAAUAGAGUACCGUUUACUGCGCGGAUAAAAGAUCCAGAUGCAGCAGAUAUGAUGGGUCGAAUAAUGUUUAUGAGCGAGCCUAAGGUUCCUAAAGGCGAGGUGCCACAAACACCGAUAUGUACAUUGAAUAUUUUGUUACCUGAAAAGAUUUCUCCUGAACCUGCUGUUUCAGAAUUGGAUUUACUUGAAUUAUCCAAAAAUUACAGUUUUCUACGCGAUGGUGGAAUCAGUCGACCAGAUGCUAUACAUAGAGCAACUAUACGUUUAAGGGAUAUAGCGAAUUUACUAGGCAAGGACUGGGAAAAAUUAGCAGAAGAACUUAACAUUGCUUCCAACGAUGUGUCUUUGAUAAAACAGGAAUAUCCUGAUAAACCAGCUCAACAAGCGGCAGCAAUGUUCAAAGUCUGGCAAAGUAAUGGAAAUAAAGCAACGGGUAAUACCUUAGAAAAGGCGCUCAAUAAAAUUGGCCGAGAAGAUAUUGUAAACAAAUGUAUAUUUAAUGUAGAACUUGUUACUGAUGAUGUCGAAAAAGCAGUUGCAAGAGUUCAGUUAGAUCAACCAGGUUUUGACUCCUUGAAAGAGGAGUUAGGACCUUCGAGGGACACAUCUCUUCGACGCGAUGCAACUAUGGAUCCAAAAAUGGAUCCUGAUUAUGAAGAACCAGAUAGAAUGAAGGAAUCUGAAUCCAUAGAAGAGCUUAGUAACAUCAGUCGUUUGCAGGAUAAACGAUCUAAGCAGCAUGUCACAAUCGCAAAUGGCACUGUAUUCAACGGAACCUCGACCCCUGUCAAAGAUAAAUAUGCAAGUGAUGAGAAAGAAUUGGGAGAUAUGAUGGCUGAUUUCAUUGAACAUAAAUGUCACGUUACCGACACGAUGAGCAAAAAGUCACGCGAUGAGCUUGAUGACGAAGAAAAAAAGCGACAAAGAGUGAUUGCUGACGCUAAUAAAAUUGUUUCUGGUGUAAUAGCAGAGGCAGAGAAAGAAAAGGAGAAGUUAGCGAAGGAAGGGUGGUCGGUGUUUUAUGAUGAUAUGCGGGACAGUGAGAAGGUGAGAGGUGCUGUAGGGCAAACUUCAUUUGAUAAAGAGAUAGUUAAAAGUUCAGAUCAAUUCAGGGAUGCGGAAUUAGGUAUAAUUCUACAACCAAAAGUUAGAGAUGAUGUAGAACCUCUUAUAAUUAAACAAGAACGAGCAUAUGAUAGGAAAAAGGAUUCAAAAAAACAAAUUUCUUUCCCAAAACAAGCAGGACUUUUAAAGAAGGAUUUAAUAGUAGAAAAACCAGUUGUUAAAGAGAUUACAAUUAUAAAAGAUAUUAAACCCACAUUAGUUAUAACAUCCACAGAUUCUUCUACUUUACCUCAUGCUAAAAUAGAAGUUAGUGAAAAAGAGAAGAUGUAUAAAGAAGGUAAAGAAGUAGAUGAGAAGUUGUUACAAGAUGAUGGACCAUGUCAAUCUAUAAAAGACACUGAUAAAAAGAUUAAAAUGACAGAAAUAAAAACGAAUAUUAGAACGGAUGUUCCAACAAAAAGCGAAGUGGAACAAGAUGUAACAUCUAUUAUCGAUAAGCGUCUUUCUGCGUAUAAAGAUGUAUAUGAUGCUCAAAAUCCCGCAAAGAAUCUCGACGAAGAAACAACUGAUACAUCAAAAAAAGUAAAAGAUAAAAGCAGUGGUAUAUUUUCGAGUAUUUUUAAAGGCCCUAAAUUAAAGAAGGGUAAAUCUAAAGAUUCAAAAGAGACAUCUUUCGAUAGUGGAGAUGAAGAGAGUAAAACUCCUUCGCUUUCCGAUAUAGUAUCAAAACCUAUAAGUAUAUCUCAUGAUAAAGAUCCUUCAUUACAAAAAGAUUCAGAAACUGACCUAUCUGAUAUUAAACUUACAACUAUAAAUUUAUUGGAGGAUGCUAAGAAUACUGCUGCUCUCUUACAUGCACCAACAGAAUCUAAUGAAAGAAAUGGAUCAGUAACAAUUUCUGUAGAAGAUAAAAAAGGCAGAUCAUCGACCGAAGCUCAUACUAAGCCUCAAAUAGUAUCAGAAGUAAAAGAAAAAAUUACGAUCGUAGGAAUUAAAAAAGAACAUAUUAAUGGAACAACAACGAUCAAACCAAACCAGACAAUAGAUUCUCUUGAUGGUACAGACAAAAAUAUAGAGCAACAAGAUAACCAAAAACUUGAAAUAAUGUCAAAGAGUAGUCCAACUAAACAAGACAAUGUUCAAAAAUCUGACUUAAAAGAAUCAUUAAAGAAAGAAGAUAAAGAUGAUAGUGAUACAGGUACAAUUGGUAAAGAACGUGGUGGUUUAUUCGGAAUAUUUAAAAGUCCAAAAUCGAAAGAAAAAAAAACGAAUAAAAUAAAAGAUUCAUAUUUAGAUUAUAGCGAUGAAGAACUUAAAUCUACCACAGAAAAAUUCCUUGAAGAAACACGUAAAGUUGCCAACGAGGAUGUAAUUCAUGUAGGUUAUAAGACAGAGGAUACAAAAUCUCUUACUACAAGUCCAGUAACUACGUUUAGUGCUGCUACUUACGAUAGCUCUGAUGUACCAAUAGAUAAAGUUAGUAAGCAUUCAUAUGAUGUAACGGAUAAAUAUAAAUUGGAAUCAACUCCACUAGCGGAUAAGAAAUCUGAUAAAGAAACUGCAGAAGAGAGUAAGGAGAAGGGUAACUUCUUUGGGAUAUUCAAAAGUCCUAAACUAAAAUCUAAGAAAGGAACAAGAGAUCGUAGUACUUCGAAAGAGAGAUCAUUUGAUAGCGCAGAUGAAGAUUCCUAUAAUGCAGAUGUAAAAUAUACUGAACAUUCAAGUAAAUCAUCGAUUCAAAAAGAAGAAGAAAACCAGGAAUCAGGAUCAGGAGAUGAAGGGAUUAAAGAAAAAAGUGGUGGACUUUUCGGAAUGUUUAGAAGUCCCAGAUUGCAACGUAGUUCUCGAAGUAAAUCUAAAGAAAAAAGUUUACCUCCUGAAAUACCACAAAGUAAUUUUAAAGAAACAACAGCCGCAUUCUUAGAGGAUACGCGCAAUACUGCCGAAUUGAUCAGCAGUUAUCAACAAUCACCUAUAAUUUCAUCACGAAAUCAAGAAGAUUCGUUUAAAGAAAAAACUCCACCUACAAAAAAAGCAUUUGUUGAUAAGACUGAUACUGCAUCUCAAAGAGUUGUAAACGGUGUAAAAGAUAUGAAAGAUGCUGUAGCAAAAGAACUGAAAGAAGAUAUUAAAACUGUAAAAACAGCACUGGCUGUUGAUAAUGGUGCUGUUGUGGAUGGUGCCCAAUCAGCAAAAGAUAAAGCUGUGAAAGAAACUAAAAAAGCAAAGGAGAAAACAUCUGGAUUUUUCUCAGGUAUAUUCAAGGGAACUAAACAUAUAGCUGAAGACGUUUCCGAUGACGUUAAAGAUUUUGUAGUAGAAUCAAAAACUGAAGCUGUCAAAGAAGAGUCUCGUGCAAAAGAAGCAGCUUCACAAGCUGUAAAAGCUACUAAUGACGCAAAAAAUAAACUUACUACUGGUGUUAAGGAUAUGAAAGAUAAGACAAUAGCAGAAAUACAAGAUGCUAAGGAGAAAAUAGCUGUUAAUGUUAAAGAUGGAAAAGAUAAAACAGUAACUAUAACGCAGGAUAUGAAGGAGAAAAUAGUAACUGUCACUAAAGAUACAAAGGACAAAGUAGUAAUUGGAACACAGGAUAUCACUGAGAAAACAGCAGCUGGUGUAAAAAAUGCAAAAGACAAAACAGUAGAAAAAGCUGAGGAUCAUACAAAGAAAGCAGUAGCUGGUGUAAAAGAUAUCAAAGAUAAAACUGUUUCAGCGGUUACAGACGUAAACGAGAAACUUGUGCUUCAUAGCAAAAUAGCUGUUGAUAAAACAGAAACAAUAGCUCACGGAAUUGCAGAUAAUGUGAAAGAUGCAAAAGAUACUAUAGGAAAAGAAUUAAAAGAAGAUGCUGAAGUUGUAAAGGGAGCACUUACUACAGGUACUACUACAGUUAUAGAUGGCGUCCAAUCAGCAAAAGAUAAAACUGCAAAAGAAACUAAAAAAACUAAAGAUAAAACAUUGGGAUUUUUCUCAGGCAUAUUUAAAGGAGCUAAACAUGCGGUAGAAGAUAUUUCUGAUGAAGUUAAAGGGUUCUUAGAAGAAACUAAAGUCGAAAUUGAAGAAGAAGAGGCACGUGUUAAAGAAACUACUUCACAAGCUGCUAAACCUGUUGAUGAUGUAAAGAAUAGGACUACUCUUCGGGUUAAAGAUUUAAAAGAUAAAACAGCAAUAGUAGCGCAAGAAGCUAAGGAGAAAACUGUCGCUGAUGUUAAAAAUUCACAAGACAAAGUAAUAUGUGGAGCAAACGACAUUGCAGAUAAAGCAUUGACUGGAGUAAAAGAUAUUAAAGAAAAAACAAUGGAGGGAACAGAAGAUAUCACAGACGAAGCAAAAAUCAUAGUAAAAGAUACCAAAGAUACAACUGAUACAGCAGCGAUAAAGAUAGAAGAAAAAAUUUUAGAAGACGGAAAAAAACCUGUUGAAAAAAUAGAAACUGUAGCACGCGAAGUUGGGGAGAAAGUGAAAGAUACGAAGGAUGAUGUAGCAAGAGAACUGAAAGAAGAUGUCGCACUUGUAAAGGAUACGCUUUCCACUAGUGUUGAUGCUGUUGCAGAUAGUGUGCAGUCUGCGAAAGAUAAAGCUGACAAAGAAACUAAAAAAGCUAAAGACAAAACAUCUGGAUUUUUCACUGGUAUUUUUAAAGGUGCUAAGCAAACAGUUGACGAUGCAUCUGAAGAUGUAAAAGAAUUCAUGGAGAAAACAAAAACCGAAGCUGCAGAAGAAAAAGCACGUGCUAAGGGAGUUGCUUCAAGAGCUACUAAAUCUGCGGAUGAUGCAAAAGAUAAGACACUCGCUGGAAUUAAAGAGCUGAAAGAUAAAACAGUAGCAGGAGCAGAAGAUGUAAAAGACAAGACAUUAGCUGGCAUGAAAGAUGCAAAACAUAAAACUGUAGCUGCAACGGAAGAUAUCAAAGAGAAAGUAGGAUUUGGCUUAAAAGAUGCUAAAGAUAAAGUAGUAAGUAAAGUAGAUGAUAUGACACAUAAGACAGUAAUUGGUGUCAAGGAUGCAAAAGAAAAAACAGUGGAAGGAGUAGAACAGGUCACGAAGAAAACAUUAGCUGACGUAAAGGACGUCAAAGAUAAAGCAGUUGAUAUAGGAGUAUCGACAGGCGACAAAAUGAUUUCCGGUGGAAAAAAAUCUGUUGAUGUAGUAGAAACCGUAACACAUGGAGUUGUAGACAAAGCGAAAGAUACGAAGGAUGAUGUAGCAAGAGAACUGAAAGAAGAUGUCGCACUUGUAAAGGAUACGCUUUCCACUAGUGUUGAUGCUGUUGCAGAUAGUGUGCAGUCUGCGAAAGAUAAAGCUGACAAAGAAACUAAAAAAGCUAAAGACAAAACAUCUGGAUUUUUCACUGGUAUUUUUAAAGGUGCUAAGCAAACAGUUGACGAUGCAUCUGAAGAUGUAAAAGAAUUCUUGGAGAAAACAAAAACCGAAGCUGCGGAAGAAAAAGCACGUGCUAAGGGAGUUGCUUCAAGAGCUACUAAAUCUGCGGAUGAUGCAAAAGAUAAGACACUCGCUGGAAUUAAAGAGCUGAAAGAUAAAACAGUAGCAGGAGCAGAAGAUGUAAAAGACAAGACAUUAGCUGGCAUGAAAGAUGCAAAACAUAAAACUGUAGCUGCAACGGAAGAUAUCAAAGAGAAAGUAGGAUUUGGCUUAAAAGAUGCUAAAGAUAAAGUAGUAAGUAAAGUAGAUGAUAUGACACAUAAGACAGUAAUUGGUGUCAAGGAUGCAAAAGAAAAAACAGUGGAAGGAGUAGAACAGGUCACGAAGAAAACAUUAGCUGACGUAAAGGACGUCAAAGAUAAAGCAGUUGAUAUAGGAGUAUCGACAGGCGACAAAAUGAUUUCCGGUGGAAAAAAAUCUGUUGAUGUAGUAGAAACCGUAACACAUGGAGUUGUAGACAAAGCGAAAGAUACGAAGGAUGAUGUAGCAAGAGAACUGAAAGAAGAUGUCGCACUUGUAAAGGAUACGCUUUCCACUAGUGUUGAUGCUGUUGCAGAUAGUGUGCAGUCUACGAAAGAUAAAGCUGACAAAGAAACUAAAAAAGCUAAAGACAAAACAUCUGGAUUUUUCACUGGUAUUUUUAAAGGUGCUAAGCAAACAGUUGACGAUGCAUCUGAAGAUGUAAAAGAAUUCUUGGAGAAAACAAAAACCGAAGCUGCGGAAGAAAAAGCACGUGCUAAGGGAGUUGCUUCAAGAGCUACUAAAUCUGCGGAUGAUGCAAAAGAUAAGACACUCGCUGGAAUUAAAGAGCUGAAAGAUAAAACAGUAGCAGGAGCAGAAGAUGUAAAAGACAAGACAUUAGCUGGCAUGAAAGAUGCAAAACAUAAAACUGUAGCUGCAACGGAAGAUAUCAAAGAGAAAGUAGGAUUUGGCUUAAAAGAUGCUAAAGAUAAAGUAGUAAGUAAAGUAGAUGAUAUGACACAUAAGACAGUAAUUGGUGUCAAGGAUGCAAAAGAAAAAACAGUGGAAGGAGUAGAACAGGUCACGAAGAAAACAUUAGCUGACGUAAAGGACGUCAAAGAUAAAGCAGUUGAUAUAGGAGUAUCGACAGGCGACAAAAUGAUUUCCGGUGGAAAAAAAUCUGUUGAUGUAGUAGAAACCGUAACACAUGGAGUUGUAGACAAAGCGAAAGAUACGAAGGAUGAUGUAGCAAGAGAACUGAAAGAAGAUGUCGCACUUGUAAAGGAUACGCUUUCCACUAGUGUUGAUGCAGUUGCAGAUAGUGUGCAGUCUACGAAAGAUAAAGCUGACAAAGAAACUAAAAAAGCUAAAGACAAAACAUCUGGAUUUUUCACUGGUAUUUUUAAAGGUGCUAAGCAAACAGUUGACGAUGCAUCUGAAGAUGUAAAAGAAUUCUUGGAGAAAACAAAAACCGAAGCUGCGGAAGAAAAAGCAUGUGCUAAGGGAGUUGCUUCAAGAGCUACUAAAUCUUCGGAUGAUGCAAAAGAUAAGACACUCGCUGGAAUUAAAGAGCUGAAAGAUAAAACAGUAGCAGGAGCAGAAGAUGUAAAAGACAAGACAUUAGCUGGCAUGAAAGAUGCAAAACAUAAAACUGUAGCUGCAACGGAAGAUAUCAAAGAGAAAGUAGGAUUUGGCUUAAAAGAUGCUAAAGAUAAAGUAGUAAGUAAAGUAGAUGAUAUGACACAUAAGACAGUAAUUGGUGUCAAGGAUGCAAAAGAAAAAACAGUGGAAGGAGUAGAACAGGUCACGAAGGAAACAUUAGCUGACGUAAAGGACGUCAAAGAUAAAGCAGUUGAUAUAGGAGUAUCGACAGGCGACAAAAUGAUUUCCGGUGGAAAAAAAUCUGUUGAUGUAGUAGAAAGCGUAACACAUGGAGUUGUAGACAAAGCGAAAGAUACGAAGGAUGAUGUAGCAAGAGAACUGAAAGAAGAUGUCGCACUUGUAAAGGAUACGCUUUCCACUAGUGUUGAUGCUGUUGCAGAUAGUGUGCAGUCUACGAAAGAUAAAGCUGACAAAGAAACUAAAAAAGCUAAAGACAAAACAUCUGGAUUUUUCACUGGUAUUUUUAAAGGUGCUAAGCAAACAGUUGACGAUGCAUCUGAAGAUGUAAAAGAAUUCUUGGAGAAAACAAAAACCGAAGCUGCGGAAGAAAAAGCACGUGCUAAGGGAGUUGCUUCAAGAGCUACUAAAUCUUCGGAUGAUGCAAAAGAUAAGACACUCGCUGGAAUUAAAGAGCUGAAAGAUAAAACAGUAGCAGGAGCAGAAGAUGUAAAAGACAAGACAUUAGCUGGCAUGAAAGAUGCAAAACAUAAAACUGUAGCUGCAACGGAAGAUAUCAAAGAGAAAGUAGGAUUUGGCUUAAAAGAUGCUAAAGAUAAAGUAGUAAGUAAAGUAGAUGAUAUGACACAUAAGACAGUAAUUGGUGUCAAGGAUGCAAAAGAAAAAACAGUGGAAGGAGUAGAACAGGUCACGAAGGAAACAUUAGCUGACGUAAAGGACGUCAAAGAUAAAGCAGUUGAUAUAGGAGUAUCGACAGGCGACAAAAUGAUUUCCGGUGGAAAAAAAUCUGUUGAUGUAGUAGAAAGCGUAACACAUGGAGUUGUAGACAAAGCGAAAGAUACGAAGGAUGAUGUAGCAAGAGAACUGAAAGAAGAUGUCGCACUUGUAAAGGAUACGCUUUCCACUAGUGUUGAUGCUGUUGCAGAUAGUGUGCAGUCUACGAAAGAUAAAGCUGACAAAGAAACUAAAAAAGCUAAAGACAAAACAUCUGGAUUUUUCACUGGUAUUUUUAAAGGUGCUAAGCAAACAGUUGACGAUGCAUCUGAAGAUGUAAAAGAAUUCUUGGAGAAAACAAAAACCGAAGCUGCGGAAGAAAAAGCACGUGCUAAGGGAGUUGCUUCAAGAGCUACUAAAUCUGCGGAUGAUGCAAAAGAUAAGACACUCGCUGGAAUUAAAGAGCUGAAAGAUAAAACAGUAGCAGGAGCAGAAGAUGUAAAAGACAAGACAUUAGCUGGCAUGAAAGAUGCAAAACAUAAAACUGUAGUUGCAACGGAAGAUAUCAAAGAGAAAGUAGGAUUUGGCUUAGAAGAUGCUAAAGAUAAAGUAGUAAGUAAAGUAGAUGAUAUGACACAUAAGACAGUAAUUGGUGUCAAGGAUGCAAAAGAAAAAACAGUGGAAGGAGUAGAACAGGUCACGAAGAAAACAUUAGCUGACGUAAAGGACGUCAAAGAUAAAGCAGUUGAUAUAGGAGUAUCGACAGGCGACAAAAUGAUUUCCGGUGGAAAAAAAUCUGUUGAUGUCGUAGAAACCGUAACACAUGGAGUUGUAGACAAAGCUAAAGAUACGAAGGAUGAUGUAGCAAGAGAACUGAAAGAAGAUGUCGCACUUGUAAAGGAUACGCUUUCCACUAGUGUUGAUGCUGUUGCAGAUAGUGUGCAGUCUGCGAAAGAUAAAGCUGACAAAGAAACUAAAAAAGCUAAAGACAAAACAUCUGGAUUUUUCACUGGUAUUUUUAAAGGUGCUAAGCAAACAGUUGACGAUGCAUCUGAAGAUGUAAAAGAAUUCUUGGAGAAAACAAAAACCGAAGCUGCGGAAGAAAAAGCACGUGCUAAGGGAGUUGCUUCAAGAGCUACUAAAUCUGCGGAUGAUGCAAAAGAUAAGACACUCGCUGGAAUUAAAGAGCUGAAAGAUAAAACAGUAGCAGGAGCAGAAGAUGUAAAAGACAAGACAUUAGCUGGCAUGAAAGAUGCAAAACAUAAAACUGUAGCUGCAACGGAAGAUAUCAAAGAGAAAGUAGGAUUUGGCUUAAAAGAUGCUAAAGAUAAAGUAAUAAGUAAAGUAGAUGAUAUGACACAUAAGACAGUAAUUGGUGUCAAGGAUGCAAAAGAAAAAACAGUGGAAGGAGUAGAACAGGUCACGAAGAAAACAUUAGCUGACGUAAAGGACGUCAAAGAUAAAGCAGUUGAUAUAGGAGUAUCGACAGGCGACAAAAUGAUUUCCGGUGGAAAAAAAUCUGUUGAUGUCGUAGAAACCGUAACACAUGGAGUUGUAGACAAAGCUAAAGAUACGAAGGAUGAUGUAGCAAGAGAACUGAAAGAAGAUGUCGCACUUGUAAAGGAUACGCUUUCCACUAGUGUUGAUGCUGUUGCAGAUAGUGUGCAGUCUGCGAAAGAUAAAGCUGACAAAGAAACUAAAAAAGCUAAAGACAAAACAUCUGGAUUUUUCACUGGUAUUUUUAAAGGUGCUAAGCAAACAGUUGACGAUGCAUCUGAAGAUGUAAAAGAAUUCUUGGAGAAAACAAAAACCGAAGCUGCGGAAGAAAAAGCACGUGCUAAGGGAGUUGCUUCAAGAGCUACUAAAUCUGCGGAUGAUGCAAAAGAUAAGACACUCGCUGGAAUUAAAGAGCUGAAAGAUAAAACAGUAGCAGGAGCAGAAGAUGUAAAAGACAAGACAUUAGCUGGCAUGAAAGAUGCAAAACAUAAAACUGUAGCUGCAACGGAAGAUAUCAAAGAGAAAGUAGGAUUUGGCUUAAAAGAUGCUAAAGAUAAAGUAAUAAGUAAAGUAGAUGAUAUGACACAUAAGACAGUAAUUGGUGUCAAGGAUGCAAAAGAAAAAACAGUGGAAGGAGUAGAACAGGUCACGAAGAAAACAUUAGCUGACGUAAAGGACGUCAAAGAUAAAGCAGUUGAUAUAGGAGUAUCGACAGGCGACAAAAUGAUUUCCGGUGGAAAAAAAUCUGUUGAUGUAGUAGAAAGCGUAACACAUGGAGUUGUAGACAAAGCGAAAGAUACGAAGGAUGAUGUAGCAAGAGAACUGAAAGAAGAUGUCGCACUUGUAAAGGAUACGCUUUCCACUAGUGUUGAUGCUGUUGCAGAUAGUGUGCAGUCUACGAAAGAUAAAGCUGACAAAGAAACUAAAAAAGCUAAAGACAAAACAUCUGGAUUUUUCACUGGUAUUUUUAAAGGUGCUAAGCAAACAGUUGACGAUGCAUCUGAAGAUGUAAAAGAAUUCUUGGAGAAAACAAAAACCGAAGCUGCGGAAGAAAAAGCACGUGCUAAGGGAGUUGCUUCAAGAGCUACUAAAUCUGCGGAUGAUGCAAAAGAUAAGACACUCGCUGGAAUUAAAGAGCUGAAAGAUAAAACAGUAGCAGGAGCAGAAGAUGUAAAAGACAAGACAUUAGCUGGCAUGAAAGAUGCAAAACAUAAAACUGUAGUUGCAACGGAAGAUAUCAAAGAGAAAGUAGGAUUUGGCUUAGAAGAUGCUAAAGAUAAAGUAGUAAGUAAAGUAGAUGAUAUGACACAUAAGACAGUAAUUGGUGUCAAGGAUGCAAAAGAAAAAACAGUGGAAGGAGUAGAACAGGUCACGAAGAAAACAUUAGCUGACGUAAAGGACGUCAAAGAUAAAGCAGUUGAUAUAGGAGUAUCGACAGGCGACAAAAUGAUUUCCGGUGGAAAAAAAUCUGUUGAUGUCGUAGAAACCGUAACACAUGGAGUUGUAGACAAAGCUAAAGAUACGAAGGAUGAUGUAGCAAGAGAACUGAAAGAAGAUGUCGCACUUGUAAAGGAUACGCUUUCCACUAGUGUUGAUGCUGUUGCAGAUAGUGUGCAGUCUGCGAAAGAUAAAGCUGACAAAGAAACUAAAAAAGCUAAAGACAAAACAUCUGGAUUUUUCACUGGUAUUUUUAAAGGUGCUAAGCAAACAGUUGACGAUGCAUCUGAAGAUGUAAAAGAAUUCUUGGAGAAAACAAAAACCGAAGCUGCGGAAGAAAAAGCACGUGCUAAGGGAGUUGCUUCAAGAGCUACUAAAUCUGCGGAUGAUGCAAAAGAUAAGACACUCGCUGGAAUUAAAGAGCUGAAAGAUAAAACAGUAGCAGGAGCAGAAGAUGUAAAAGACAAGACAUUAGCUGGCAUGAAAGAUGCAAAACAUAAAACUGUAGCUGCAACGGAAGAUAUCAAAGAGAAAGUAGGAUUUGGCUUAAAAGAUGCUAAAGAUAAAGUAAUAAGUAAAGUAGAUGAUAUGACACAUAAGACAGUAAUUGGUGUCAAGGAUGCAAAAGAAAAAACAGUGGAAGGAGUAGAACAGGUCACGAAGAAAACAUUAGCUGACGUAAAGGACGUCAAAGAUAAAGCAGUUGAUAUAGGAGUAUCGACAGGCGACAAAAUGAUUUCCGGUGGAAAAAAAUCUGUUGAUGUCGUAGAAACCGUAACACAUGGAGUUGUAGACAAAGCUAAAGAUACGAAGGAUGAUGUAGCAAGAGAACUGAAAGAAGAUGUCGCACUUGUAAAGGAUACGCUUUCCACUAGUGUUGAUGCUGUUGCAGAUAGUGUGCAGUCUGCGAAAGAUAAAGCUGACAAAGAAACUAAAAAAGCUAAAGACAAAACAUCUGGAUUUUUCACUGGUAUUUUUAAAGGUGCUAAGCAAACAGUUGACGAUGCAUCUGAAGAUGUAAAAGAAUUCUUGGAGAAAACAAAAACCGAAGCUGCGGAAGAAAAAGCACGUGCUAAGGGAGUUGCUUCAAGAGCUACUAAAUCUGCGGAUGAUGCAAAAGAUAAGACACUCGCUGGAAUUAAAGAGCUGAAAGAUAAAACAGUAGCAGGAGCAGAAGAUGUAAAAGACAAGACAUUAGCUGGCAUGAAAGAUGCAAAACAUAAAACUGUAGCUGCAACGGAAGAUAUCAAAGAGAAAGUAGGAUUUGGCUUAAAAGAUGCUAAAGAUAAAGUAAUAAGUAAAGUAGAUGAUAUGACACAUAAGACAGUAAUUGGUGUCAAGGAUGCAAAAGAAAAAACAGUGGAAGGAGUAGAACAGGUCACGAAGAAAACAUUAGCUGACGUAAAGGACGUCAAAGAUAAAGCAGUUGAUAUAGGAGUAUCGACAGGCGACAAAAUGAUUUCCGGUGGAAAAAAAUCUGUUGAUGUAGUAGAAACCGUAACACAUGGAGUUGUAGACAAAGCGAAAGAUACGAAGGAUGAUGUAGCAAGAGAACUGAAAGAAGAUGUCGCACUUGUAAAGGAUACGCUUUCCACUAGUGUUGAUGCUGUUGCAGAUAGUGUGCAGUGUACGAAAGAUAAAGCUGACAAAGAAACUAAAAAAGCUAAAGACAAAACAUCUGGAUUUUUCACUGGUAUUUUUAAAGGUGCUAAGCAAACAGUUGACGAUGCAUCUGAAGAUGUAAAAGAAUUCUUGGAGAAAACAAAAACCGAAGCUGCGGAAGAAAAAGCACGUGCUAAGGGAGUUGCUUCAAGAGCUACUAAAUCUGCGGAUGAUGCAAAAGAUAAGACACUCGCUGGAAUUAAAGAGCUGAAAGAUAAAACAGUAGCAGGAGCAGAAGAUGUAAAAGACAAGACAUUAGCUGGCAUGAAAGAUGCAAAACAUAAAACUGUAGUUGCAACGGAAGAUAUCCAAGAGAAAGUAGGAUUUGGCUUAAAAGAUGCUAAAGAUAAAGUAGUAAGUAAAGUAGAUGAUAUGACACAUAAGACAGUAAUUGGUGUCAAGGAUGCAAAAGAAAAAACAGUGGAAGGAGUAGAACAGGUCACAAAGAAAACAUUAGCUGACGUAAAGGACGUCAAAGAUAAAGCAGUUGAUAUAGGAGUAUCGACAGGCGACAAAAUGAUUUCCGGUGGAAAAAAAUCUGUUGAUGUAGUAGAAACCGUAACACAUGGAGUUGUAGACAAAGCGAAAGAUACGAAGGAUGAUGUAGCAAGAGAACUGAAAGAAGAUGUCGCACUUGUAAAGGAUACGCUUUCCACUAGUGUUGAUGCUGUUGCAGAUAGUGUGCAGUCUGCGAAAGAUAAAGCUGACAAAGAAACUAAAAAAGCUAAAGACAAAACAUCUGGAUUUUUCUCUGGUAUUUUUAAGGGUGCUAAACAUACAGUUGAUGAUAUUUCUGAAGAUUUUAAAGACUUUUUGAACAAGACAAAAGUCGAAGCUUUGGAAGAUGAGGCACGUGCUAGAGAUGCUGCCUUACGUGCUGUUAAUUCUGUAAAUGAUAUGAAAAAUAAAACUGUCACCGGGGUCGAAAAUAUAAAAGAUGAAGCAGUAACAGGAGCACAAGAUACUAAAGACAAGAUAAUGAUUGUUGUUAAAGGUGCAAAGGAUAACAUUGUUACUACAACUCAAAAUGUCAAAGAAAAUGUAAGAUUUGGUACUGAAAAUGCUAAAGAGAAAGUAGUACAUGGAACUCGUGAAAUAAUGGAGAAAACUGUGUAUGAUGUAAAGGAUAUAAAAGGAAAAACAGUGGAAGGAGUCCAGAAUCUUACAAUAAGAACAUCAGCUGGUGUUAACGACGUCAAAGAUGAAGCUGCUUUUACAGUUUCAGAUGCAAGAGAUAAAAUUCUUUUUGAUGGAGUGAAAGCUUCUGAUAAAAUUGGAAUUACUGCUCACGAAGUUAUAGAUGGUUCGAAAGAUGCUGUAGAGAAAGAACUGAAAGAAGAUGCAGAAGUUGUAAAGGGUUCAUUCGUUCCUGCUUCUGGUGUUGCAGAUGAUGCUCAGUCAGCAAAAGAUAAAGCUAUAAAGGAAACUAAUAAAGCAAGAGACAAAGCAUCCGGAUUUUUUUCAUAUAUGAUUAAGGGAGCUAAACAUGUAGUUGAAGAUGUUUCUGAAGAUGUAAAAGAAUUCUUAGAAGAAACGAAACCUGAAGCUGCCGAAGAAAAAGUAUGUGCUAAAAUAACUACUGCACGUGCUGCUAAGACUGUAGAUGAUGCAAAGGAUAAGACUGUUACAGGCGUAAAAGGCCUGGAAAAAAAAGCAGUGUCAGGAGUACACGAUGUUGAACAAAAGAUCGUCUCCAAUGUUACAUAUGCUAAAGAUAAAAAUUUUGCUAAAAUAGAGGACAUUAAUGAGAAGAUUACUGCUGGUGUGAGUGAUGCUACAUUUAUUGUAGUAGAAGAUACACAGUUCAUUACAGAACAAGCUGUCGGUAACGUGAAAGAUACGAAAGAUAAAUCUAUUGGUGCUGCUAAAGAUAUUAAUGAAAAGACUGAAUCUAGAGUAUCUGAUAUCACACGGAAAGCGGAGGACGUUACAGUUUCUGCAAGUGAACAAAUUUUCUCUAUCGGAAAACAAAUAUCUGAUAAGAUAGAUUCGGCAGCUCAUGGACUUGUAGAUGCGAAAGAUGCGAAGGGAACAGUUUCCAAAGAAAUAGAAGAAAAAGUACAAUCUAAUAAGGAAAUUGCAACUGGUGGUAAUGCUAUUGCUGACAGUGCUAAAAUAGCGGUAGAAAAAACUUCUAAAGAGGCAAAGAAGAUUAAAGAGAAAGGAUCUGGAUUCCUAUCUGGUAUAUUUAAAAAUGCCAAGCAUACAAUAGAAGACGUUACUGAUGAUGUGAAAGAAUUUUUUGAAGAAACCAAAGCUGAAGCUAUAGCUGAAGAGGCGCGAACUAAAGAAGCUGCAGCAUAUUCAGUCAAAAUGGCAAAAGACUCAAAAAAUAAAACUGCAGAUGUUGUUGAAGAUACUAAAGCAAGGGCAGUACCUGAAGUAUCUGGCAUUGCAUGCAAAAUUACAAGUAUCAUUUCUUCUGGUAAUAAUUUCCUUCCUAGUGAAUUUGAAGAUAAUCGAAAAAUUAAUGAAAAAUUCGGAGAUAGAACGACUACAACUAUUAGUAGUGAAAUAAUUCCUUCUACAAAAGAGGUUUCUACAACAUUUUCAGAAGGUUAUAUUUUUCCUACGUCCACAGUCGAUCCAAAAUCUGGUGUGAGUACAAUUAGUUCCGUUGUUAGUAGUGGUCAGGAUUUGAUAUCACGAGAUAGAUCGAAAAAGAUUUCUCGCAUUCCACAACGUAUUAAUACUUCUCCUGAUGAUAGAACUGAACAACUAAGUACAAAUUUGGGUUCAGAUAAGGUAGUUGUGAUAUCUAGAGAAUUAGAGCACCUUGAACCUCAUACAAGGCAAUCCGUCACCACAGUCGUUACAAAGUCUGUGCGGACGGCAGCAACACCACCACCCAGUCUCGCCGAGUUCACUGACAGUAGAAUCGAAGAUGUAACAGAGGAAGCUGCUAGACGAGCACAAAACCUUGUUCAACAAACAUAUUCUGUAACAAAACCAGACCUGAAGACAUCAGAAUGCGAGAUUGAUAGAAGUUAUAUGAAAGCAGGAAAAUCAGAAAGCGAUGAACGAGACACAUGGACGCAAGCCGGAGUGGCAGAAUACUCGUCCAUUAAUAAUUCCGAGCAAUGGGAGACGCAGCUUUCUUUAGACACAUCACCUGGUUCUGGUAAUGGUGACAUUUAUACAAAAAACGAUAGUUUGCGGCACGAAUUGAACAGCGAUACAGAUAGUGACGGUUCUCCUCGGCCAAGAAGAAGAUCCCCAUGCAAGAGACGUACUUUGGGCAGUUCUAGCGGGUCGGACGUAGCAUUGCACGAAGGUGCGGAACUGUCCCCAUUGGAGGACGACCAAGGUACCACACUCACAGCUAACCUUCUAAAAUCUGACUUUUUGCAACAAAGCGAGCCAACCUUUGUAGAAACAACAACGACCGAAAUGGAUCCCUUAACGCAGGAAAGAGUAACAAGAACGAUGCAAGUAGUGACGACAACAACGACGAUACCAAUGGCAGGUGGCAUAGCUGUGACGGACGAUUUGCGGGAAUCAAUGCAGAAAAUAGUCGACCAAUUUAUGGCAGAGGAAAGGAAAGGCCAGUAAAGAUGUGAAAGAUGAGAAGCUCGAAAAAAAAUAAUAAUAAUAACAAUAAUAAUAAUAGAAAAAGAAACAGAUUCAAAAAAAAAACAGUCGUCAAAAGGAUAUAAAAUUCCUCUAAGGGAAUAAUAUUCUCUUUUGCGUUGACUUAACGAAGCAUCUGUUCGAACAAAAUACUCCAUUAAAAUUCACUAUCCAAUAAAAUAAAGCUCUUCAUUCUUGCGACGUUUCCAGAGAAAUAAACAAGGCAUAUACUAUGUAUGUAUUGUAAGACGUUAUAUCGUCACGCCGCUUAUGGCCUACGCUUCGAAUUUGCUUGCCCUUCCGUUCUAUUUCGUUGCCUUAUAUCUUUUGUGUUUGAACUGGUAAUUAUUAUUAAUAAUAUAUGUAUGUAUGUAUAUGUCGUUGCUAGUCCGACUAGCUCUCUGCUAGUCUUCACUAUGCCAACCCGUCCACGUACAACGCCUUCUCUCGUGUUGUUCAAAACAAAAUAAGGAAACGAAUUGUUUUUGCCUUCAAAUAAAAAGUUCUCAAGGCAAAUCAAAGUAUCGAUCGAACAACUAAAAAAUCAUAUUGAAAUUAAAAAACGAAACGAUGAUAAAUGCGUCUUAUUCGAAGACGUCUAUCUGAAACGAACGAUAUGCCAUGGCGAAAGCAAAUAUUAUAUUUAUAAUGUAUAAUGAAAUCUCGAUAAUAUAACGAAAUUAAACGACAGAUUUUACAUUGCGGCUUUGCUAAUUGGUCGCUGGGGAAUCUGCUUUAGCUUUAGAAUGACUGUAAUGUCUAUCUGCGCAAUACAUCGCUUAAUUAGAAUAGUAAACUUUUAUUCAUAUUUCCGACAGUGAAUUUCGCAGAUGAUCUUGUUGUCACUUGCCUCAGAAACAAAUUAAGUGCACAAUAAAUUGUAGGAUCGAUGAGUCGUUUCUGAUUCAAUUGACAACGAGAAAUGAAUGUUUUUAUUGAUCGAGGCGCAAUGUAACUGUAAUUUAUUUAAAGAAUAUUUCCUAACAAUUUUUAAUUAUAUAUAUAUAAUAAUUUCUUAGCAUAACUUAUACAAAUGUACUAUUAUACAGUUGUAAUAAUGACAAGAUUAUAACACGAAUAUUUUAUUUAUAUAGCUAAAAAAAGAAGAGAAGAAAUCAUUGGUAUAAUGUUACAUGCGUAAAUUUUGAAAUGAGAGUAAUGUUGUUGGCAAUCUGUCCAUAUGAAUUGUAUAAAAUAUAAAAAAAAAACGAGACAGCACGAUGAUUAUGAAAAAUAUAUUGUUUAAAUUUAUUAGUUUGAAUUUGUCUCAGUGAAAGUGUUAGCUUUCAAUAUACAACACAAUUAAAAAGAAAAAAAGUACAGGAAAAAAUAAUAUGUGUAUUAAAAAAAACGUUACGAAUAUGACAUUCGAUUUAUGUAUGAUACAUUGAAAGAUAUAAUUAUUACAUAUACGAAAUUUAUAACUUAUUACUUGUAAUGACUGUUAAACUACAAUUAAUAGACUUGCCUAGAGCCUAUUUGACCUAAGGACCAAAGGCACAAUCACGCGCGCAUAAAAAUGAAUGAAACGCUCCUAUGUAUUGUAACAUUUAGUGUAAUUUCACGAAUGUUGUAAUACUGGUAUUUAAACAUUCUGGGUAAAUCAAACUACGGAUUACAUCGCGAAAGAAUAACUAUUUUCCAUAAUUUAUGUGCAAAAACGCAUUAACAUCUGCUAAAAGAGAAAUGUCUCGUAAAUACAAGAGUGGUGAUUAUAAUAUAAUUACUACAAUUCGGGACGAAAAUUAAACAUAACCCUUUGACGAUAUUCGAUAUUUGGUAUUCAUUCGCGUAUGGAAAAGUUAUUAAAAAUAUUUCAACCUUUAGCGAAGAUUAUCCAAUUAUACCAGCAGAUUUUGCGCAACAGCGUAUAAUCAAAAUAAUGGUAAAAACUCCAUAAAUCGGUAAGUUAUAUUAGCAUUAGAUCAAAAGAGACAAAGUUACGUCAAAGGGUUAAUAUCUUCUACUUUGUUAUGCAUUGUUACAGUAAGUUAAAGAGACCAAUCUAUAGUAUAUCAUUAUUUCUUGUAAUAUAUCUUAUAUUACAUGAUAUAUAGGUCUAAGAAGUAUUUAAUUUUCAAUCUCGCAUUAGUAGUUUUUACAAAUCCUAUAAUUUUGUACAGUCCACUUUUUCUGAGUAACAUGACAUGCACGCAAUCAGCAACAGCCAUUUUACUCUGUGCUAUUUACAUAUGUCUUUGCUAUUUAAUAUAUCGUGUUAAGUUAUAAUAUUGUAAUGGCAUUGCACGGCAUUAUAUCAACCAAAAAGAGAAGGUAUGAAGUAUAUAGCACUGUGUGGUUGAAUUAACAAUGACAGCAUAAUAAACAAAAUGUUCUAAUGCAGUUAUAAUGUAUUACAAAAGAAGAAAAAAAAGAGUAAAGAAAGACAGAA